Messenger RNA from Impatiens glandulifera, 1059 nucleotides. RefSeq lists its product as uncharacterized. The record is from RefSeq and is a predicted model, not a curated record. Bases 1 to 1059 code for a protein of 352 amino acids. The transcript has 2 exons. Lineage: Eukaryota; Viridiplantae; Streptophyta; Magnoliopsida; Ericales; Balsaminaceae.
AUGAAUACCGUCCCCGUCAGCGUCGAAGAACUCAAGCAGUUCCACACAAUCGAUAGAGACAUGUAUGGCAAACUCAUCUUUUCUCUCCACCACGACCCAUUAAUGUCAAUUCGAAUUAUGUCAUUUUGGCUAUGGCUGGAAUGCUCUGGAAAUUGUCGAAAUUUUAUGUCCCAUCUUCAUUCCUUUCCUUCUCUUCUCCUAAACUCAGUUGUCUUAGAAACUAUUAGUUGCAUUUGUUACCUUGAUGACUCCUCCAUCCUAUCACUCUCUAAUAUUAAUGUAGUUGGAAUACCUUUCCUUCUAAACAUAAUAGGCAACAAUACAUUUUCCAUACAAUAUCUUAUAGACAAUCGGGCAAUUGUUCUCGAAUCUAUGCAGAAAAUCUCCGUCAAUGUCUGCAGCCGGGCAUUUGACGAUCUCUUGUCUCGGAUACUCUUACAAAGGCACCAAUAUCAAACUGUUAGAACAAUGUUUCAUUCGGGGUCGCCUUCUUCUUCUUCUUCGCGGGUGCUUAUCCCCACUGAUGAUAGAGUACAACAACAUUUGAUAAGUGGAAUGAGGCCUGACAGAGUACAACAACAUUUGAUGGGUGGCAUGGAGCCGAGGAGGAAUAAUAUUGUAAGCAUAUCUGAAGAUCCCAGGGAACAAGAUAUCAUGACGGUUGACCAAACUUUGUUAGUAACAGAACUUGUUAGUCCGAGGUCGAGAAUGGAGACACAACACGAAAGAAUAGUCUUCUUGACAUUCUCCAAAGGCUACCAUGUUACUGAAACUCAACUUAGAGAUUUUUUUGUCGGACGAUUUGGAGAGAUAAUAGAAGACUUGAUUAUGCAAGAUGUACCAUUGGAGGAGCAACCACUUUAUGCGCGCAUGCUUGUGCAUUCCUCAAAUGAAGUGGAGAAGGUUCUUGGAGGUCAAAAUCGUGUUAGGUUCACCAUCAAUGGAAAACAUGUUUAUGGUCGGAAGUAUGUCAAGAGAAAUCCUAAAGCAACCACCAGCUCGGUUUCCCACAAAAACUCUCCACCGCCAUCUCCUGCUGCCGCCACAACAUCCGAAUAG